This is a messenger RNA of Archocentrus centrarchus (flier cichlid), 3039 nucleotides long. RefSeq names its product interleukin-31 receptor subunit alpha. NCBI's taxonomy places the organism in Eukaryota, Metazoa, Chordata, Actinopteri, Cichliformes, Cichlidae. Gene Ontology annotation, cellular component: external side of plasma membrane; signaling receptor complex. Bases 28 to 2406 code for a protein of 792 amino acids. Gene Ontology annotation, molecular function: cytokine receptor activity; cytokine binding. The record is from RefSeq and is a predicted model, not a curated record. The transcript has 16 exons. Gene Ontology annotation, biological process: cytokine-mediated signaling pathway.
CAGCUACUGUGUGAAUCAUGCUUGUGAAUGGCAGAAGACUGUUGGCGUGAGAUUACAAAGUCCCUUGUUUUCCUUUCAGUCUUUCAGGCGGACCCGGGCGAAAUGUUUGGACAUGGAUUUCUGACUUUCUCACUCUUAAAAUGUUCUUCAUGUGCAAGUCAUUCAUAUUAUAUCACCUUUGGUCUGAUCCUUGUCUACUAUGCGACGCUCUCCUUGCACACUGAAGCAGCUCCAGAGAAAUGCAAGUCAAACAGCAUUUCUUCCAAAUAUGGGCACUGUCAACUUCACCCAGAUGGAGUCCAUGAUUUGGACUGUUUUAAGAAACAUACAUCAGAAUUUACAUGUGUGUGGAAACCUGGAAAACACACAUCCAAAAAGAUGCAUACAUUUGUCAUACAACAAAUCGCAAAAAACCGUUGCAAUGUUUAUAAUAACGUCACCGGACUCUCUCUCUGGAGCUCAAUCUUUAGUAAAUACAACGUUACCGUUCAGGUAUUUGAAAACACUGAGUCAAAAAAUUGCACCAAAGCAGUUUUUGAAGGUUGUCCAAUGAACUUGGAGCGAUGUGGACCCCCAAAUAAUGUGACAAUCAGACGCCACUCUGGCAAACUAGAUAUGAAUGUAAUCUGGCCUCAGUAUGAUGAAAAGUAUGUUAAGUCUUACUCUGUGAGAUAUAAAGCACUGGGAAGCCUCCAAUGGAACGAGCCAGCCGUGGAGUCCCAAAAUGGAACUGCAUGCAGAGUGGAGAAUUUAAACUCCUCAGUGGUCUACAUUGUACAGAUACACUGUGUCAUCAAUAAUAGAUGUACACAGUGCCCAUGGAGUGAACCAUUCAUUGUCCCAUCAGAACUGAUGUCACAGCCUGUCAUCAUCGACCUUAGUGAAACCGACAUUGCAGAUAAGAGGGGUUCUCGCCUUAUUUCGAUAACCUGGAAGUCUUCUACCAAAGAGCUGCACGAUGGCUACAUUGUGACCAUUGGCAAAGAGUCAGGAGAGGACCCACACGAGCGGAUGUACACCACCCAGCCUCAGAUCAUGCUGAUUCUCUCCUAUUCAGCUUAUCGUGUGAACAUCAGCUCUUUCAGCAACACUAGCAUCUCUCCAGCUGUGAGCCGGACAAUACCACAGCGUGAAGACGUGCAGAGUUUGGAAGAUGGGGGGCUGAGGGUUAAAGUCCACAACAAAAUGUCCUUCACUAUCUAUUGGAACAAUGACCUCAUCAAAAAAUAUGUGUGCUAUUCUGCGGAGUGGAGGGAGGAGAGGAAUAAAGCGGCGUAUGUGUCCUUUUACCUGAAAGGCUCCAAAAAUAAGACCUUCUCUUCUUUAGCAGAACCUUUGAAGCCUCAUAAGAGAUACACAAUCAGCCUGCACGUGCGACCGAACAAGGACACCUGCAACAUGAAGCAUAUCAACAACAGCGAACGCACCUAUGGGAGCACCCAAUUUUAUUUAACAGAAGGACCUCCUGUGAGUGCGCCCGCAAACAUCAGCAGCUACAAUGUGACACAGAAUUCAAUGGUGCUGCAGUGGUCACCCAUCCCAGAGGAAGACACCAGGGGUUUCCUGCUGGGUUACACGAUCCACUACGCUGAGUACUACCACAUGGGGACAGAUACUGAGAAGAAUAUUACAGUGGAUCCAGAGCUUGACAGCUAUAAACUGGAGGAUCUCAAAAGCAGCACAGCAUACCAAGUCCAGAUGUCAGGUUUUACCUCUGCAGGAGCAGGAGUACGAAGCGCAUCAAGCAUCUUUAAAACACAUCACGAAGGAAGUUUUCAUCUCAGUGGUAUUAUCACAGUCUCUGCAGUUAUGGUCAUUCUCCUGCUAUGUGGACCACCAAUAAUAAAAAGAGCAAAGGUUGUCCUGUGGCCAAGCAUACCUAAUCCUGGAAUCAGCAAUGCAAUGCAGAAAAUAAACAGGCCCUGUGAACUGGAACUCCUCGAGGCAAUCAAUACUCUGAAGGUGGAAGAAUGGGAUACAAAAAGUCUCCACAUAGUUGAGAAGGAAGCUGUUCCCCCCGCUAACAUAUUGCCAUCAAUAUUACCGCUUCUUUGUGGCCUGGACAACGAGAGAGAUUCACCAGAAAUGACUUCUAACUGGAUCCAAAGAGAGACGGGCGACGCAGCUGGAGAUCUCUCUUCUGACAUUACUACAGACAGACAGCUGGAAACCCAGCAGACAGACCGACAGAGUUUUCCUUUUGCCUUUCCAAGUGGCUAUACCACAAUGGAAAUGCUUCAGCAGGUGAUGCCACAGGGCAGUACAGCUGUUAUCCAAGACAUGGAAAGCGAACCAGAGGACACAGACUUCACUGUGCUCAAUCCUAGACCAGGACUGGACUAUGUAAGACAAUUUAGCACCAGUCCAGUCUCGGACAGCGACCACUUGUCCACAAUUUUAUUAUAAAAGUCAAAUGGCGGAGCAUGAAGAGUAAAGAUCACUACAUGAACGACUCAGUCUUAAAGAUGAAAUAAGAACCACAGUAUAAAGCACUUUUUGAAGUAUAGAACAAAAUCAAGUCACCUCACUUGUCAGGUGGGACUCAUUUCUUUUUUAUGGAAUUCUUCAAUUUAUCUACACCAAGAUGCAAACAUGACUGAAAAACUCCCCUCUUUGCAAACCACUGCCACCAAGUGUUCAGAACUGUUGUGAAAUGGCUAAAGAGGUUUCUGUUAAACUGAUUUGGAAUCUGUUUUUUUUAAGGCUGUUCAUUGUCAGCGUGAAAAUGGUGGUUGCUCCCUUAAUGAAGAGUAUUGUGAAACCUGCAAUGCAGCAGUCUCAUCUGACUGUCUAUAAUUUCUUACGGUCAGCCCUUAUGCUUUUGCACACAGCAUAAACAAUAAGUAAUCUGGAGCCAUGAGGUGUUAGUUGAAAUGCUUUGUUAGACAUGCUGACGUAGCAUGCUGACAUUUAGUAAACCACAAUAAAUGCAAGCUAUGACUGUGGCUUAUAGGAAUUUUAUCAUGUUUGCAUAUUAGUUUUAACUGGAAAUAAAGAUGCUUGCCUUGCACCCUUCGGGGAGCCAGAGUGUCUAGCAAA